AGGGAGCACGGAACCACAACUUCAUCUGCUUUCCGACCAAACGGAGCUAAAGGGAUCCCAAGAUGUUUAAGGUUGUCCUCGCUGCCUGCCUCGUGGCUUAUGCCGCUGCCCAGCUUGCUGAGCAAUAUCCACCCCACCCAUACAGCUUCAGUUUCGAGAGCACCGACGAUACCGGUGCCCGCAUUUCCCAGUCCGAGUCCGGUGACGAGAGCAACUCCAAGACCGGUUCCUACGGCUACCAGACCCCAGACGGUGUCUACCGUACCGUGAACUACGUCGCCGACGCCACCGGCUUCCACGCUUCCAUUGACACCAACGAGCCAGGCACCAAAUCUGAGGCCCCAGCCGAUGUCCAGAUCAACGCCAACCCUAUUGAGGUCAAGGAAGCCUACGCUUUCAAGGCUAAGAGUGCCUAAGGCACAUCGAAUGACUGUAAAUUAACGCUUCAAGCACUGCCGCAUCUUCUUCCCACCUUCAAACUCAGACGUUCUUGUCGACAUCUUUCUCAGCGUGUAAGCUUGCCCGCCACUACUACUACUACUCAUAUUCCUUGUCCCAUCUUUGCGACUUCUCUCUUCUGUCCACUUCAUAUUCUGUAAAAAACAAAUCUACGCAAUAAAGUUUCUCAGACAAGGAAAA
Ixodes scapularis (black-legged tick) is the source of this 639-nucleotide messenger RNA. Its product is annotated as cuticle protein 10.9. The coding region runs from base 63 to 416 and encodes 117 amino acids. Gene Ontology annotation, cellular component: chitin-based extracellular matrix. The transcript is spliced from 3 exons. NCBI's taxonomy places the organism in Eukaryota, Metazoa, Arthropoda, Arachnida, Ixodida, Ixodidae. The record is from RefSeq and is a predicted model, not a curated record. Gene Ontology annotation, molecular function: structural constituent of chitin-based larval cuticle.